AUGGCCGGUAGCCAAGGCCUAGCUAAGGAGGGUGGAGGUGAUGAGACCGACAAUGGUGAGGGAUCUGUGAGGGAGGUGACUGAGAAUGUGCCUCCAAAUCAAGCUGCCACUACUGAUGGUGUCGCUCCAAGAAGAUCAUAUACAAGGGCUGUGGGGAAUGCCUCAUGGCCAGCGAUGGACUCUCUCCCAGAACCAAUCCAAGCAGCUGUACCUUACUUGCCCACAGGCUUAAAGGGUUGCACGUUUGGAAAGAUCAUCCUUAAUUUCCACUUCAAGGCAAGUUUAAAAGGUACUCACAAGCAAGCUUCAACUCCAUUAAUACCAGAGGGAGAUUCCUUCAUUCUUUGUCUUAGUAUUAAUCAUUAUUCACUUCCAAAGAAGAAGAAGAUGAAGGUCUUGGCAAUGGCAACAGUUGCAUUCAAGCUUAGCUUAUUAGUAGUUUUACUGAACUACACUUGUUUGUGUUAUGGUUCUAGUCCUAGACUGCAGAUAGGUUACUACAAGGGGAAGUGCCCCAACAAUACAGAUGUGGAGAAGAUCAUCAAAAAUUCUAUACGGGCACAAUUUAGGAGGAACUUUGCAGUUGUCCCCCAACUCCUCCGAUUGCAAUUCCAUGAUUGUGCUGUUAGGGGAUGUGAUGCAUCAAUAUUCCUAGAUGGUGAUACAACUGAGAAGAAAGCACCUCCGAACUUAACUGUGAAAGGUUUUGAUAUCAUCGAUAAAGCUAAAUCCGCUUUAGAAGAACACUGCCCUGGCGUUGUCUCUUGUGCUGAUAUCCUUAUCAUGGCUGCUAGAGAAGCUGUGGUCUUGGGUGGAGGACGGUACUUCAAUGUAAUGACAGGGAGAAGGGAUGGCCUAUCUUCAAUCUUAAGCGAAGCUGCAAAUCUUCUACCUCCUGCUGGAAUUUCAGUAGAUGAUUCAAUCACAUUAUUUGCAAAUCUAGGAAUCAAUGUUCAAGACAUGGUUACUCUCAUUGGUUCUCACACAGUAGGGUUUGCGCAUUGUUCUGCCUUCAAAGAUCGUCUCUUCAAUUUCAAAAACACAGGAAAAGCCGAUCCAACCAUGAAUCAUGUUCUACUUAAUUCACUAAAGCAUAUGUGUCCCAAGAACUCAACAAAAGACUUUAUCGUUAAUCUGGAUCGGAAUACUCGAAGUGUGAUCAGUGUUGACAACUCUUUCUUCAAGGAGAUUCAGCAAAAGAAAGGAGUUCUAGGAAUAGAUCAAGAGAUAGAUCUGGAUAUUCGAACUAGUGGAAUGGUGCAGAAGCUAGCCAGUAAUAAUACUUUCUUCAAUGAACAAUUUGCUGUUGCUCUUGUCAAAUUGGGAGCUGUAAAUGUUCUUUUAGAACCUCUGGGAGAGAUUAGGAAAUCAUGUCGAUCCAUUAAUUAA
Messenger RNA from Macadamia integrifolia, 1389 nucleotides. Its product is annotated as peroxidase 28-like. Lineage: Eukaryota; Viridiplantae; Streptophyta; Magnoliopsida; Proteales; Proteaceae. The transcript has 5 exons. The record is from RefSeq and is a predicted model, not a curated record. Gene Ontology annotation, biological process: response to oxidative stress; hydrogen peroxide catabolic process. Bases 1 to 1389 code for a protein of 462 amino acids. Gene Ontology annotation, molecular function: heme binding; peroxidase activity.